Molecule: messenger RNA, 3123 nt
Organism: Polistes canadensis
Lineage: Eukaryota; Metazoa; Arthropoda; Insecta; Hymenoptera; Vespidae
Gene: Dop1
Product: dopamine receptor 1-like
Exons: 7
Coding region: 1248-2414 (388 amino acids)
Biological process (GO): adenylate cyclase-activating adrenergic receptor signaling pathway
Cellular component (GO): membrane
Molecular function (GO): G protein-coupled receptor activity
Source: RefSeq, a predicted model, not a curated record
GUUCAGGGGAUGGAGAAGUAAAGAAAUUGUUCGGCAUGUAGUACAUACGUAUGUACGCGAGAAAUACACAUAUGGGACAAAAAAAAACUUGACGAGCAAAUAAAAGAAGAGAUAUUUUUUGCUGUAAAAAUGAAGCCAACAUUUUUAUCUGUCGCAAUAUUAUGCUUUGUACCGAGGAAUGAGAUACAAAAUUUACUUUGGCAUUAGUGUUAUUUUUCACAGAUUCGCGUAUUUUUGCGAUAUCUCUUUGCCGACGAUCUGGCCGAAUGCAUCUGUACUACCGAAGCCAAGUAAAUUCUUGCACUGGAAGAAGGGAAUUAAAUAUGACGUUGCUUCACGACUAUGCUUUCUGGCGAAAAACAAAAUUUUUCUGUCAGCAAGAAAAACCGGUUAAUGGUGGCCCAACCAUCGAUUGCUCCGUUAUACGGUACCCGUACGUAGCAGCAUGGCUCCACAAUACAGGUUAUCAACCUUCAACAUUCACCGUAUUCUCAUGGAAAAUAUCAUGAUAACACGUGAGUUCAGUGAUUGCGGAACGAGGAUUACCAUCUUCCAUGAUUUGUAUUCUCUACCAAUGAUGCGUUUCCGAAGACGGAUCCAUCCAGGAUUUAAUCUGUUCGAUCUUGUGGAUGAUGAAUUUUUGGGAAUUCGAACAAUUUGACGAUCGGUGAUGAAGAAGCUCUACCUGAAGAGGCUUCCACGUUGCUGUCGGUGCUUCUAGUCGGUUCGCCAAACUUCAUAUUUAAUUUAAAAUUCAUUUUUUACGAUUUAAGGAAUAUCGCGUAUAUACGUUGCGCAAUAAUUUAUCAACUAGCUAAAUUCAGCCUUUUUCAUUUCCAUAUUCAUCAUUCGAAACAUCCGUAAAUCUUGUAAAACCUUUUCAAUCCCAGCUAAUCUUUUUCCAAUAAGCGAUUCAGUCGUGGCCUACUUUUAAGCUUUAUCAUAGCUGUCAGAACGAAGAAAGGAUUAUUUUUGCACGACAAAACAAAUCUCUAAUUCUACCUAUUCACGAUUAUGCGAACCACCUCGUUAUGAAAUUUUGCGUGCGAAAUAGAAUUUAUUGCGCAUCGUAAGUAAGAGCAAGAAAAAAGCAAGGUGUCGUAUAUAUUCUCUCGACACCUUUUACGAUAAAUUAUUAUUUAGAAAUUCAUUGAAUUUCAAUUGAUUUUACAGAUACGUAUCCUAUAGUUAACGGAGAAACAACAAAACGAUUGAGAAUAUCAUUUAAAACGAAAGUAUGCCCCCAGAUGUUCCAGAAGUGUUCAUUCAUCGAUUUUCAUUUGAAUUUUGCAGGAUUCCUGCUGCUGAUACUUGUAUUUUUAUCAGUCGCUGGCAAUGUCCUAGUUUGCGUAGCAAUUUACACUGACCGAGGAUUGCGAAGAAUAGGGAACCUAUUUCUAGCAUCCCUUGCGAUUGCUGACCUCUUCGUCGGUUGUUUGGUGAUGACAUUUGCCGGCGUAAAUGAUCUUCUCGGAUACUGGGUCUUCGGCACGCAAUUCUGCGACACUUGGAUCGCUUUCGACGUUAUGUGUAGCACUGCCUCUAUUUUGAAUUUAUGCGCUAUAUCUCUUGAUCGUUACAUUCACAUCAAGGAUCCGCUGAGAUACGGUCGCUGGGUAACAAGGAGAAUUGCAACUGCUGGGAUCGCUGUUGUGUGGCUAUUAGCAGGUCUCAUUUCUUUCGUGCCGAUCAGCCUGGGUCUUCAUAGAGCAGAUCAGUUCCUGGUUUAUAAUGAUGGGAAAGAGGAACAUCCAACUUGCGCCCUGGACCUUACCCCUACCUACGCGGUGGUAUCCUCUUGUAUCUCUUUUUACGUUCCUUGCAUGGUAAUGAUCGGAAUCUAUUGCAGACUCUAUUGCUACGCGCAGAAACACGUGAAAAGUAUUCGUGCUGUCACGAAAAUACCGGAUGUAUCUGUAAGAAAGAGCUUCCGUACAAAGAGUCGUUACAAGCCACCAAAACCACAAAUGAAGUCAAAGCCGACUAGUCCGUAUCAUGUAUCCGAUCAUAAGGCAGCAAUUACCGUAGGCGUUAUCAUGGGCGUCUUUCUUAUAUGCUGGGUUCCAUUCUUCUGCGUUAACAUUGUUGCAGCCUACUGUAAAACCUGCAUAUCAGUGCAAGCAUUCCAAGUACUCACGUGGCUUGGCUAUAGCAACUCGGCCUUCAACCCGAUCAUCUACAGUAUCUUCAAUACAGAAUUCAGAGAAGCAUUUAAAAGGAUCCUAACGAAGGGUGUGCGUUCUCGAGGAAAUCAGCCUUCCACUAGUGAAUGUGGUGAAUUUCGAUCUAUAGUGAUACAGAAACACAAUGGCUCUAUGAUCGAGUGUAACAUCAGUCCGAGAUCGAGCGCAGACAGUUCUCAUGUUGGGGUUAUAGCUCAAGUGCAUCGAGACACCUUAGCCAGUGCAAUAUAAAAGAAAAAUAUUCAAUAUAGCUUGCGUGAAGACACUUUGCAAAGAAGUUUUACGUUCCUAUGGCCUCGUAAAUACAUGUAUAUCUAUAACGAGUAUUCGGUUAUUUUCCAAAGAACCAUCGGUGUCGAGAGGAAGCGUUUGUCAUUUAAGCUCAUUCGCGCAACGCGACAAUCGUCGGAAUUGUCUCAUUGCUAAUAUUUAUAAUUACUCUAAUUCAGGUGCUUUUUUUUUAACGAACUCCGUCUACGUCGGGCCUUGGAAAAAAAUAUUUAAAAAAGAAAAACAAAAAGAAAAACAAAAAGAAGAAAUAAUAAAACAAUCGAUAUAAUAUAUAUAUAUAUAUACAUAUGCAUGUAAAUGCAAUUUCUCUUGGUCGGAGUAUGGAUCUUGUAUUACGGAUGAAGAAAUUUUGUUAAAAAAAGGAUCUCAUAUCAAGUAUUAGUUGCUAAUCAUAGUUACUGUACGUACUAUAUGCUUAUUCUUGGGACUGUAAUUAUAGCGCUAGUGCUUAACUAAUCCGAAAAUGUAUAAUUAGAUUAGUAGAUAGAAGUUAAUAUGACCGAAGGAAGAAGAAGGAUAUCAAGUUUAAAUUAUAUUAGAUUCUCUUAGAGAGAUUUAAAAAUAAAAUUCAGUGCGUAGAGACACCGGACUAUGUACAAAACCGAAAAAUAAUUUAAAUAAAUAGUUAGUAUGUUUUGUUCUUCCAGAA